GGAGGCAAAACUCAACCCCUCCAAAACCAUAGGGCGUUUAGAUAUUUAGAGCGUGGAGUAGAUUGUGAGGGGUGAGUGUGGGCUGUCAAAUGAAACAUUGAAGUCUGCUAUGGAAACUCUCUGUCCCUCAGCCACCACCUUCAACAUCACCAGAAAAUUCUCCCACAAAAUUCAGUCUCAAGCUUCCUCUCUCUUCCACACAACCCUUGCAUUUCCCAGUCCAUUCAAAAACAACUACAACAACAAUCUCUUGAAUCUAUCUUAUUCUUCUUCUUGUUCCAUUUCUUGUGUUUCUUCAUCUUCAUCAACAGCAACAAACGCAGUAUCAGCAUCUACAACUUCCACUUCCCUUGCUUUCUCUGCUUCAGCUGGCGAGCGGCAGCGCCACUGGAUGGUGCAAAUGGAGGCUCCUCCACAAGUGCUUCGUUCCAAAGCUGAGAUUAUUGAUUACUAUGUCAGAACCCUUGAAACGGUUCUGGGCAGCGAGAAGGAUGCUCAGAUGUGUAUAUAUGAUGCUUCUUGGGAUGCCCCUUUUGGUUUCUGUUGCGAUAUCGAUGCAGAAACUUCUCGCGAGCUUUCUGGUUUACAGGGGGUUUUAUCUGUUAAACCCGACCCCAAUUUUAACUCUGUGAAAAAGGACUAUACCUUUUCGAAUAUUCAACUGGGUAGUGUGUCAAACUCAGACAUUGGAAGUCCUCAAUUAUUUCCUGCGGGGAAUUCCAAGUACUGGCUUGUUCAAAUGGACAGACCAACAGUUGGAGUUGUUACCAAGGCGCAGAUGGUUGAUUUUUAUGCUCAAAUACUAACCAAGGUUUUGGGAAAUGAGAAGGAUGCCCAAAUGUGUAUAUAUCACAUUUCCUGGCAAUCUGAUUUUGGGUUUUGUUGUGAACUUGAUGAGGAGUGUGCAAGAGAACUGGCAGGUGUGCCUGGUGUUUUAUCAGUUCGCCCAGAUGAGAACUUUGAGUCCAAUAAUAAGGAUUAUGGAGGUGGUAGUUUACAGAAUUCUACAGAUUCACUGGAUUCUAUGGAAGCAAAUCAACCGACAAAUAUAAAAACUAAGAAACUUUUUGUAACUGGGCUAUCUUUCUAUACAUCUGAGAAAACCUUACGCGGAGCAUUUGAAGGAUUCGGUGAACUUGUUGAAGUUAAGAUUAUAAUGGAUAAAAUUUCUAAAAGGUCCAAAGGUUAUGCAUUUAUAGAGUAUACAACUGAAGAGGCUGCUAGUGCAGCUCUCAAAGAAAUGAAUGGCAAGAUUAUUAAUGGGUGGAUGAUAGUUGUUGAUGUUGCCAAGCCAACCCCACAAAAGUACAGCAGGAGCCGUCCAAGACCAGCAGUCUGACAUGCGAAUCCCUGCCAAAACAAGAGGGUUCUACUAGUAUAGGCAAUCUGAUAAAAGGACUGUUGGCUGUUCACCAGAUUAAUUGUGAAUUGAGUAGUUGGAAAAACCUUCAUCUGCCUUAAGCCUUCACAUAUUUUAUUGAAGAUUUGAACUUCAUACCUUGGUGGAGAAUUUUGUGCACUUUAUUAAAGCCUACCUGUCCAUUGCCUUUCACAUGUCUAAUUGAAGAUUCAUCAGUUUAGAUUCCAUAGCAUUUCUAUUGCUAAUACAUUCUUAUUUUAAAGUGCUCACUAUCUAAGAAAACUGGGUCUUGGAUUUUGGAAUCA
This is a messenger RNA of Vitis vinifera (wine grape), 1665 nucleotides long. Its product is annotated as organelle RRM domain-containing protein 1, chloroplastic. Gene Ontology annotation, molecular function: RNA binding. The coding region runs from base 110 to 1339 and encodes 409 amino acids. Gene Ontology annotation, biological process: mitochondrial mRNA modification; cytidine to uridine editing. The transcript has 10 exons. The record is from RefSeq and is a predicted model, not a curated record. Gene Ontology annotation, cellular component: mitochondrion. NCBI's taxonomy places the organism in Eukaryota, Viridiplantae, Streptophyta, Magnoliopsida, Vitales, Vitaceae.